Messenger RNA from Verticillium alfalfae VaMs.102, 1746 nucleotides. RefSeq names its product vacuolar amino acid transporter 3. The transcript has a single exon. Bases 1 to 1746 code for a protein of 581 amino acids. Gene Ontology annotation, biological process: amino acid transmembrane transport. Gene Ontology annotation, molecular function: amino acid transmembrane transporter activity. The record is from RefSeq and is a predicted model, not a curated record. NCBI's taxonomy places the organism in Eukaryota, Fungi, Ascomycota, Sordariomycetes, Glomerellales, Plectosphaerellaceae.
AUGUCCGACUCAGGUACCAUCACCUCUGAAGAGCAGGCCCGUCGUGCUGUCAUCGCUGAGCAUCUUCCCGCUGGCUAUGGCACCGGCUUCGACGCCAACUUGGCCGGCUCUCCCGAGCAGUCGAGACACGCUUCCCACACGGAAGUGAACGAGAUGGACGAGCCGCAAGAAGAGUCCUCUCUGCUGCUGCAGGGUGGCGACAUCCACAGAAGUCUCUACAAGCUGGACGCUCGCGAGCGGACUCCCAGCAUCCGCCGAGCCCAGACCUUCUCCCACCCUCACCGAACCCUCGACGACGAUGACGAAUCGGUUCUCCCCGCCGACGAGAUGUUGCAGCCUCAGGGCUUCCGACGUCAGUUUGUCCUCCAGAAGCACGGCGGCGUCGCCGGCGCCAACCUGCCCAUCACCAGAAACUUUGUCGAGUUCCUUGACCUAUACGGCUCCUUUGCCGGCGAGGACUUGGCCGAUUCGGACGACGAGGCCAUCGAGGAUGAUGAAGAGGAGGACGCAGAACAAGCCGGGGAGAGGCGGCCUUUGCUGCCACGCCGCAAGUCGUCUCGUCACGUCCGAGCCGGCGAUGCCAGCACCAUGCAGACCUUCUUCACGCUGCUGAAGGCCUUCAUCGGCACCGGCAUCAUGUUCCUGCCGAAAGCGUUCAAGAACGGCGGCAUCCUCUUCUCGUCCCUCACCAUGGUCGUGGUUGCCGCCAUAUCAAUGGUGGCCUUCCAUCUACUUCUCCAGUGCCGCGCUCGCUUCGGUGGAGGUUAUGGCGACAUCGGCCGCGAGAUUGCUGGUCCCCGCAUGCGAACACUGAUCCUGGGGUCCAUCACCCUUUCUCAGCUUGGUUUCGUGUGCACAGGACUCGUUUUCGUCGCCGACAACUGGUUCUCGUUCCUCAAGGCCGUCACCCAUGGAGCCAACCCCUUGUCUUCGACAGCCCUGAUUGCCAUCCAGGCUCUGAUCAUGGUCCCGCUGUCGUUCAUCCGCAACAUCUCCAAGCUCGGCCCUGCCGCCCUGCUGGCUGAUGUCUUCAUCGUCAUUGGCGUUGGCUACAUCUGGUACUUUGACAUUUCGGCCCUCUCCGCGCACGGCAUCCACGAGUCUGUCAAGCUGUUCAACCCGGAAGCAUACACCCUGACCAUUGGUGCCUCAAUUUUCACCUUUGAGGGCAUUGGCCUGAUUCUGCCGAUUCAAUCCUCGAUGAAGGAACCCGAGCACUUUGAACGGCUCCUCGGCAUGGUCAUGUUGCUCAUCACCUGCGUCUUCACCAGCGUCGGCGCAAUGUGUUACGCCACCUUUGGCUCCGAGACGAAGAUCGAGGUCAUUGACAACUUCCCACAGACUCAAAUUUGUCAAUGCAGUACAGUCAUGUACGCACUUGCUGUCCUGGUCGGCAACGCCGACCAGCUCUUCCCGGCGCUGCGUAUCAUCGAGGGCAAAAUCUUCCAGCAUAGGUCAGGCAAGAAGGAUCUCUUGACCAAGUGGAAGAAGAACGUCUUCCGCACGAUGCUCGUCGCCCUGUGUAUCGCCAUUUCCAUCGGCGGCUCCGCCAAUCUCGACCGCUUCGUCGCCCUCAUUGGCUCCUUUGCUUGCGUCCCGCUCGUCUACAUCUACCCGCCUUACCUGCACUACAAGGGUGUCGCCGGCACCCGCAAGCAGAAGCUUUUCGACAUUGGCCUCAUGACGCUGGGUCUUGUCGGCAUGGUAUAUACGACCGCCAUCACCCUCGCCACAAGCUUCCUGUAA